AUGUCCGGCAUUCAAUUCAAGGGAUACGCCAUUCACGACAAGAAAAAAUGGAGCGAUUUGAAACCUGUCGAAAUCCAACCAAAGAAAUGGGAGGAAACCGAUAUUGACAUUGCCAUCACCCACUGCGGUAGUCGGCACGAGAUUAUCGGCAAGGCCGUUCGUGUAGGAUCCAUUGCUGCCGAGAAGACAGGCUUCAAGGUUGGCGACCGCGUAGGCGUGGGUGCUCACAUCUGGAGUUGCGGUGAAUGUCAAGCAUGCAAGACCGACAACGAAAACUACUGUCCCAAGGGACUGGAUACAUAUAACUCCCCUUAUCCUGAUGGAAUCAUUUCCCAAGGUGGAUUUAGCACUGCGAUCCGUGCUGAUCACCGAUUCGCUUUCCCUAUCCCAGAGAAGCUCAAAUCGGAGCAUGCAGCUAGUAUGCUCUGCGCUGGACUAACGGUCUUUUCGCCCCUUGUCCGGAAUGGCUGUGGUCCAGGCAAGAAGGUUGGUAUUGUGGGGCUUGGUGGUCUCGGGCAUUAUGGGGUCAUGUUUGCUAAGGCACUGGGUGCCGAGGUCUACGUUCUUUCGCACAGCCCGAAUAAAGAGGCCGAUGCGAAGAAGCUUGGAGCUGACCACUUCAUUGUAACUAGCGACAAGGUAGCGGUGAUUAACUCUGCAAAGAUUGAUGUGACUGAAGGAUAUCCAUUGAAGGAUUUCCUUCCGUUACUGUUCGUCAAUGGUGUCUUUGUCAACGUUGGAAUUCCUGAUUCCCCACUUCCCCAAAUCGGGCCGUUUGAUAUCGUUGCCAACGGAGUUCACCUUGCAGGAUCACUUAUUGGAUCCAAGAAGGAGGCUAUCCAAAUGCUGCAACUGGCUGCAGAUAAGGGAAUUGAGCCAUGGAUCGAGUUGAUGCCGAUGAGCAAAGUAAAGGAAGCAGUUGAGGGCAUGAAAGAGGGCAAACCCAAGUACCGCUACGUCCUGGUCCAAGACUUUGUUCCGACCGACGGCAGUGGCUUCCAUUGA
Molecule: messenger RNA, 1005 nt
Organism: Rhizoctonia solani
Lineage: Eukaryota; Fungi; Basidiomycota; Agaricomycetes; Cantharellales; Ceratobasidiaceae
Product: Zinc-binding dehydrogenase
Exons: 10
Coding region: 1-1005 (334 amino acids)
Biological process (GO): alcohol metabolic process
Molecular function (GO): alcohol dehydrogenase (NADP+) activity
Source: RefSeq, a predicted model, not a curated record